UUUCUGGUGACGCCGCAAAGGGAUCGUAAAAAUCACAGGAGAACUAUUUUGCAUUCGCGUUUUUAUGAAGAUUUGAAGAUGGGAUUACACAGAAGCGAUCACAGGGGAAUUGCUUGUUUUUUCGGAAUACAAAACUCAGUGUGAAAAGGCUUCUAAAGGGGCCAUCAGAGCCAGACACGGCGACAUGGCAAAAACCGGCAGUGAGAGAAAGCUUUUCUCCUCCAGACAGCGGCUGUCCAACACUGAUGACGAGCUCGCUGUCAUCGAAAAUGGAGAAAGCAGGGCUUCUCUGUGUGAAGAUAUCUCGGAGAGAGCGCUGUCUUCAGAUUCUCACAGAAACUCCUUCACAGGAUCCGGGGCGAUGGCCAGGCUCUCUUACUUCUUCUUCAUGCUGUGGAACUGGGCGUCUCACAGAGUUCACCCCGAGGUGGAGCGACGCGACUCAUUCCUCGACCGCUUCAGGGGCCCCGAGCUCAAAGAGACGUCGAGAGAAAGCAACGCUCAGUCUUUGGGGUCCUGUGACGUCGCCCGCAAGAGGAAUCUUGCCAUUAAGUGGCCGCUAGCUACUUACAACAUGAAUAACUGCAACAACACAGACAACAAAAAAGAGGAAAAAAAGGAGGAGAUUAAAAAAGACGAGGAGAAAAAAGACGACGAGAAGAAAGACGGAGACAAGAAGGAAGAGGAGAAGAAAGACGGAGACAAGAAGGAAGAGGAGAAGAAAGACGGAGACAAGAAGGAAGAGGAGAAGAAGGAGGAGAAGAAGGACGAGAAAAAGGAUGAUAAGAAAGUUGAGAAAAAGAAAGAAGAGCCACCGAAAGAUACCUGGAUGAUGGAUCCAGCCACAGACUUGUACUACAGGUGGCUCACAGUCAUCGCAUGCCCAGUAUUUUACAACCUGAUGAUGAUUGUAACAAGAUCCUGCUUUAAUGAGCUCCAGGACACGUACACACACCUCUGGAUCUUCUUGGACUACAGCGCUGAUAUAAUCUACUUUGGGGAUACGUUUGUCAGAUCGAGAACAGGUUACCUGGAGCAAGGCCUGCUGGUGAAAGAUUCGAAGAAACUGCGAGAAAAAUACAAAACGACGCCUCAGUUCAAAUACGACAUGAUUUCCAUGAUACCCACUGAUCUGCUGUUCCUCAAAUUCGGAUACAACAACCCGGAGUUCAGAUUCAACCGCCUCUGCAAAAUGACGAGGCUUUUUGAGUUCUUCGAGAGGACUGAAACAAGAACCAGCUUCCCGAACAUGUUCCGUAUCAGCAACCUCGUACUUUACAUCCUGACCAUUAUCCACUGGAACGCUUGCAUGUUCUUCGCCAUCUCGAAAACUAUUGGGUUUGGAACCGACACGUGGGUUUAUCCCAAUAUCAGCCACCCGGAGUACGGACGCUUGGCCAGGAAGUACAUCUACUCGCUGUACUGGUCCACGCUGACCCUCACAACCAUCGGCGAGACCCCAGCGCCCGUGAGGGACGUCGAAUUCCUCUUCGUCAUCUCAGACUUCCUCACCGGUGUGCUGAUCUUCGCUAGUAUCGUCGGUAACGUCGGAGCCAUGAUCUCCAACAUGAACGCCUCUCGCGCCGAAUUCCAGGCGAAGAUCGACUCCAUUAAGCAGUACAUGCAGUUUCGAAAGGUCAGCAAAGACCUCGAGGGAAGAGUCAUCAAGUGGUUCGACUACCUGUGGACGGAGAAGAAGACCUGCGACGAGAAGGAAGUCUUGAAGAACCUGCCGGACAAACUGAAGGCCGAGAUCGCCAUCAACGUGCAUUUGGACACGCUGAAGAAAGUGCGAAUUUUCCAGGGUUGCGAAGCUGGCUUGCUGAUUGAGUUGGUGCUCAAGCUGCAGCCACAAGUGUUCAGCCCUGGAGAUUACAUCUGCAAGAAGGGCGAUAUCGGCAGGGAGAUGUACAUCAUUAAGGAGGGGAAGCUGGCUGUGGUGGCGGACGACGGCAUCACGCAGUUCGUUGUGCUCAGCGAUGGUGCGUACUUCGGAGAAAUCAGUAUCUUAGGGAUCAAGGGAAGUAAAGCUGGGAACAGGAGAACGGCUAACAUCCGAAGCGUUGGCUACUCGGAUCUCUUCGCGCUGUCCAAAGACGACUUAGUGGAGUCUCUCACUGAGUACCCCGAAGCCAAAAAGGCUCUGGAGGAAAAAGGUAAAGCCAUCCUGAUGAAAGACAACCUGAUCGACGAGGCCAUCGCCAACGCCGGCGCCGAUCCCAAAGACAUGGAGGAGAAGAUCGAGAAACUGCAGACCAACUUGGAUUCAAUGCAGGGAAAGUUCGCCCAGUUGAUGGCAGAGUUUACCUCCACUCAAUCCAGGAUGAAGCAAAGGGUCACCCAGAUGGAGGCCAAGGUCAAAUCCAUACAACCCCAAGACUUGGCCGAGGUGGAGGCCGACAAGGACAAAAAGGUCCAGUAAUGUGAGAGAAUCCGGAGGACUUUACGGGAGACCAAGGGAUUUUUCAUGGAGGAUAGUUGAGAGGGACACUUUUUUCAAAAAAGGGACCAUAUUUAUAUCUAUUCAUACAUCUGUCUGUUUGUUAUCAUGCAUAAUUGUGUACAGUGUAUGCAGCAGUGUUGAGGAAAACUGUGACGGGAAUACUGAUCGUCAACAUUGUUUCCAAGACGGGAUGGCAUCGAUAUGAACAUGGAAUAUCGAGGAAAAGUCGAGACUAAAAUGCUUGUCCCCUUCUCUUCUCCUCUCUCACAGAGCUGUCCUUGUCCAGAAAAUCGUGCCACUAUCAUGCAUAACCUUGCAA
Messenger RNA from Gymnodraco acuticeps, 2762 nucleotides. RefSeq names its product cyclic nucleotide gated channel subunit alpha 3a (gene cnga3a). Gene Ontology annotation, cellular component: plasma membrane; intracellular cyclic nucleotide activated cation channel complex. Gene Ontology annotation, molecular function: cGMP binding; intracellularly cAMP-activated cation channel activity; intracellularly cGMP-activated cation channel activity. Bases 185 to 2422 code for a protein of 745 amino acids. NCBI's taxonomy places the organism in Eukaryota, Metazoa, Chordata, Actinopteri, Perciformes, Bathydraconidae. The transcript has 9 exons. The record is from RefSeq and is a predicted model, not a curated record. Gene Ontology annotation, biological process: monoatomic cation transmembrane transport.